Molecule: messenger RNA, 5992 nt
Organism: Aphanomyces astaci
Lineage: Eukaryota; Oomycota; Saprolegniomycetes; Saprolegniales; Verrucalvaceae
Exons: 12
Coding region: 17-5032 (1671 amino acids)
Molecular function (GO): protein binding
Source: RefSeq, a predicted model, not a curated record
GCCAGCACAGCACCACAUGAGCGCGGCCGACAUCGGGGUGGUCGCCGCGUCAGAAGUGUUGCCGCUAUCAAAGGCCACUAAGGCUGCUUGGAAACGAGCGCUGAAACAACUCAAACUCAAAGAUGUGGGCAAAAAAGUCGAGGGAAUUCGAUACUGUGCCGAGGACAGUCGCUUUUUUCGAGAAGGCGGGGGAUUGGCCCUCCUCAUGGCCUUUCUUACCCGUGCCAAGCAACACGAGAUCUUGUCCCAGGCGUUGGCAAUGUUUUCGCGGUUGGUCUCUGAACCAAACCAGCCGUGUGCAUUGAACGCCGUGUACAUUCUCGACGAAGGACGGUCGUCGGAGACCCUGUGGGUCGGGGGUGAAUAUUUUCUUGCGGUGGGGGGCAUGGUCGUCGACGACGACUUGAAGUUGACAGCAUUGCGCAUCUUCACGAAACUGGUCGAGUUUGCCUUGGCCUUGCCCCCAGACUAUCCCAACCGAAGUGAGCUUGUGACGAACGUGUGCACGCGAGGGGAUCCCGUGAGUCAGCUCACCCUUGCCAUUCGAUUGUCCAACGUGGAGCUGCAGUUUGCCUCGCUGAAGGCGCUGUAUACGUUGGCGUGUGGCCAUCCCGACACGAACGAGUUGAUUCAAAGCUUGCACGUCUCGAACGCCACCCACACGAUACUUUCGUACCUCUUGCACGACGACUCGCGGCUCAGCCUCUUGGCGUCAAAGUACAUCGAACACAACACACGAUAUGAAUCCGGUCGUUUGAGUUUUGCGCAAACGAAUGCAUUGGUGGACUUGACCACGAAAUUGCAAGUGCUCACGAGUGCGCUCAACGUGGAUGGUGGCAAUGAGGCUGCGACGGGGGACAUCAUUUGCCAAGGCUUGGAACUUACUGCUCUGACGCUGACGCGCCUGUUGGUGACUGCAACCAACUCUGACGAAAGCGCUGACUUGCGACUUCAAGUGGCUAGUCAAUUGGCUACAGCCUUGUCAUCGCCCCUUUUAAAAGGGAAAAUUCGUGCCUCCUCGGCGUUGGUGUUGCUGUCGUCGUUGGGGCGUCUCCUGGAACGCCAUGAGGACUGCCGCACUCGUGUCAAGGAGCUGUCAUUCCUGCCAAAUCUGGUACAUUACCUCAUGCUCGACGAAACAAGCAGUGCUCCUGCAGGGGAUGCAUCCGAUCAGCAAGAGCCAGUCGACACCAAAGCCAAGCCUGGCAAGGGGGGCAAGCCAGUGAAAGACUCCCCCAAGAAAGACAAGGAGACUGCCCCGCCCGCCGUCACUUUGGCCGCGGCGAUCCCCGGGUUAGAUUCCGACGCAGCGAUCGUGGACGUCCAAGCCGUCGUAAAGGCCGAGGCUGCCAAGACCACUCUCUUGAACGUUCGAAACGCGGCCGAAAAGAUGUUGCAUGUGUGUGCCACGGUGGACGGUGGUGUCGAUGGCCGAGUGUUUGGGAAAGUAGCGAGUGGUGGUGAACCGUGGUUAGUCUACGAAGGCUUCCACGUAGUGUUUUCGGCGCCCGAUCCCACUACAGUGCUCCGCGGAGUUCGAUUUGCCGCCAUGGUGUUACGACACAAUGAAAACGGACUUCGCAUGGGUGUUGCUGGGACGACCAGUCUCCUCACCAUCUUAGCGGAACAAGCCAAGACUCUUGACAGAAUUGACGACGAUCCCACCAAGCGAACCGCGUUGGUGGCUGAUAUCGCGCAGUGUCUUGUGUACUUGGCAGCCACGAGCGUCGAUGUCUGCGAGUUGUGUGGGGACGAUGCACUGAGUCCCGUGAACGCAUUCGCGAGUUUCGUGCUGCAGCAUGCCGGUGACGACGCGGUGGAGGUGUUGAGUCCCCUCAAUUAUACAUGGGGGGUGGCCGACUCUUCCAUCGUGGACCUGACUGUCCCCCCUCGGACAAUCAAACCGCAAGUGUUGUGCGCCCAGGCCCUAGCUGCGUUUGCCCGUGGUGUGCUGGAGUUUGCGAACGUCCCUUCCAAGGCUGAAGAGGCACAAGACAAAGGAAAAGCACCGCCAUUAGCCAAAGAAAAGAAGCAAAAGGACGCGAGUUUGCUUCCCGGUGAAAAGGUGGCGACGCGCGUGGCGGCGUUCAGUUUGCAGUUGCUGCAGCUCUUGGCCACGUUGCACGACUUUGACCUGCACGUGGAGGUGCUCAACAUUCUACAAUCCAUGCCGUACUUGCCCAACGGACGCAAGGCACUGCUUCGCCAAGCGCAAGAGCAACUUGUUCUAGAACGCGAACCACCGCCUUCAGAUGUCGCGGGCGCGGUCGACGCGCUGCGAAUCAACCCACCCGACGGACUCACCGCGGGAGCUGCGCCGUUUGCACAGCCAUGGACUGAGCCAUUGCAAGCAUACGCUCGGAUUCUAGAACCCGUUUUGCAUGUAUUUCAUCGCAGCGAUUCACCUAUUCCAGACAUUUUCGCAGCCUUAAAGGUGUUGCAAGGGCUGCUCGUUGAUGAAAAAUGCCCCCAAGAUGAGUACGACUUGGAUUUGUUUACUAAUGUGGCCGUGGGCCAGGGCGGACUUGUGGUUCUGGCAUCCCUCCUUGACUUGCCUCGGCUGCAUGAUGUGCCUUCGUGCCCCGAUCACGACCAAGCACUGGUGCAAUUGCUGGAGAAUCUCCUCCACCACUUGAUUCAAUGGGGCACCCACGCUCAAGGUUCCGUGUUAGCCAAACUCGAAGCGUAUAUUGCAGAAGAAGAAGACUCGUCCGACGAUGCAAAGCAAGCCAUUGCACGCACUAAGACCAUCGCGUCACGAUGGACAUCAAUGCUGGCAGCGUCUCAUGACUAUGCCCGAUUUAGCCUGGUUGGCGUGUCGGCGUUGUUGGUGGCCGUCGAGCUGUGUCAUCACAACCUGACCAAGUUAUUGUUGCAAGCCGGCGUUCGCGCCGAAGUGGCGGAUCAGGGGAACAACUCGGCGCUGAUGAAAGCCCUCGCCGCGGGCCAUUAUGGCAUUGUGGACGAUCUCUUGGCUGGUGGAGCGAACGUUAACACUCUCAACAACCGCGACCAGUCCGUGCUCAAGUUCUGCCUCGUGUCCGCCCCCCAGUUGCAGUCACCCGCUAUCGAAACCGCCAUGAACACGCUCCGACAAGCAGAGUCGUGCAUGCCCACUGGCGCCAUCACCAGCCCUCAAUGCCUACAAGUCAGUGCUCUGGAAGCUUCGAUUGUGUUGGACUCGAUCGUAGUGACCAACGCCGCUGCUCCCGCCGCCUAUUUGCAAGUGUUCUUGGAGAAAGGCAGCGACCCAAACAUCAGCGACGACGACGGGUCGUUUCCGCUGCACUGGGUCCUCUCGUCCGCCCGCAUCCGGACCCAAAUACGCGGAUGCCGCGUCUGUCUCCGCUUCGAGUCCACACAAGUCGAUGCCGCCGCUGUCUUGCACCUGACAGCGCUGCUGCUGGCCCACCACGCGCAUGUGAAUGUGUGCAACAAACGGGGGCAAACUCCACUGCAUGUGGCGAUUUUGAACGGCCAUGGAGAAGCGGCGUUGUUACUGUUGCAGCACGGAGCGCAUCCUUUCAUGACUGACGGACUGGGCUGUUUGCCGUUGCACUACUUGUGUGCGGGCGCGUGUGGACCAGACACCAUCCAAGUGCUGGACACGAUAUUGACCUUGUCCACCAAGUUUGAAGUGACUCCUGCAUCAUUCGUGGACCUUCGCAAGGGUAAAUCCGAGGCGGAGAAGACGUUGGUCGAGUUGGACGCAAUCCUGGACGACGGACUGGAAGCGCUAGUGGCCCCUCGGGCGCUGACCACUUCCCCCUCGUCGAAAUCCGACCUGCUAAUCCAUUCGUCCAAAUCGGGGCUGUUUCCGUUUCAUUACGCAUGUGGCGUUCGCGAACCGGAGCUGGACAUGACAUUUGAGUCGAAUUCGCACACUACCACCACUCGUGCGGAAGUUCUAAAGCAUCUCGUGACUAAGUAUGGUCUCAACGUUGCUCAACCCACGACCAGCCACCACUUGAAUGCGCUGCACUUUGCAGCCAAAUACGACGUGGCAGGGUCGAACGGCCCCGUGAUUGGCUUCCUCGUGGAAUCCCAAGUGCCCCUCAACGCAGUGCAUGAGCCCAAGGAUAUUGACGUGCCUCAGAUGCUCAAACCUCAGACCACGGUUGGUUACAUCGAGGACUCUGAUACCCCGCCGAUUCAGGCGUACAUUUCAAGCUACUGCAACUUGCAAGGGUACCACCUCGUGACGACGACUGGGCGCCACGUGAGUCUCGUGCCCCGGACUGCCCUAGUACCUUCGCAAGAGCCCCUAGUCCUUGUAGGCGAAUUCGCCAUGUCCCCACUACACUACGCAGUCCAGCACAGCGACAACGCCACGUGGCAGCUGCUGCACGCAGGCGCCGACCUCGCCCCAGACGGAAGCGACAUCCCACUCUUGGCCUUGGCCUGUGCAGCCCAGCGAAGCGUAGAUGUCAUUGAGUACCUUGCCCCCCGCCUGGCCCCGCGGCAAGCCAACGUCCGUGUUGAGUUAGCGCCCUCUGUGCAUGGCACGGCGCUGCACUUUGCCGUGACUAACAAUGACGUGGCAGUCGCUAAGCUUCUCUUGGAUGCAGACGCUGCAGCUCUCAAAAUCAAACGAUCCCGGGAUGGGUACACACCACUCCAUGUGGCUUGUGCACUGGGGUUGAAAGAUAUGGUGGUCUUCCUGGCGUCCAAAGGCGCGUUGGCGGCUGUCACCCCCAACAACGAGUCGCCGCUGCAACUCUUGCUUGAAACUCAGCGUCUGGACAUUGUGGAGGCUCUGGUGGAUGCAAAGUUCGCGGCAGAACCACAGUUGGUGUGGAUUAGAGAGCAUUACGACGCCCAGAACUCGGCUGUGCCCGAGUGGCUACGGUCGUACGUUCCACAGAGCACCCAUCAAGCCAAUGAUACUACAGCGACAGACCUGGGCAAGAAUGCGACGAUCAACGAACCAAAUCAAGAACAAGACGAACCGAACAAUGCGAAGGCACUCGAGUCGGCCGUGUUCAAUGAUGAUGACUCCCUUGUGGUCCAGCCAGAAUUUGCCAUUCAUUAAGCGGGGAAGAGUGCACGCAUGAAUGCCCCCGACGCAAGCUGCGGUAACGUAAAUGAGCAAUUUAUGAUCCCUUUUUCGGAGUAGUCAUAAUUCGCAUAUCUCCACUCGCUGAAAGGCUUUUCACAUUUUGUGGAGAUUCUUACAGUUAACAACCGAACACAGAGCUUUCUCUUCGUAAUCGAAUUAUCAAGAUAUCCUGUAACUGAGUACAUCCGACUUUCCAAGCAAGUUUAGGGGAAGUUCCAAGGAAUUAUCAGAAAUAGCAUAAGCCAAUCAAAAUCGAUUUACCUCUUUUUUUCACGAUUUAGAAAAAGACAUCAAGCAAUUACAUCCGCAGGGCCAUGUCCGCUCGAAAUAUAUCGGUGAACUUCUUAUCUCGUUUCCCGCCAGGUCCUUCGUGACCCUUGUGCUGUUGGUCUGUGUGCCGUACUUUUCGGCCGCCGUGGAAACUCAAUAUUGGCGGCCCCAUGGACAACGACGGGGCCAGCGAAGUUGGCUGGGGAUCGUUUCCAUUGCCCACGCUGACGGUCAGUGUGAGGAGCAUUGCGCUCAGGUUGAAAUGAUACUCGGGUCUGUAGUCAUACAUGCCUUGGACACAAUCGCGAGACGACUGAGUGGCGCUGGACGAGUCCGACUCGUUCGAGGUGAUACGUUGUCGCCGACCUAUUUUCAUGGGAUUGGUGGCGUUGCUGGUGGCGCUGGACGCGUGCGACUCGUUCGUGGUAGUACGUUGUCGCCGACCUAUUUUCAUGGGAUUGGUCGUGUUGCUGUUGGCAGAUGAUUUCUGAUGGAGGUGCUUGACACUUUCUGGGGCGUACACGGCAACCGUGUGCAUGGACAUUUCGCCUCCGUAGUGCAUGGUUGAGUUACUGAUGGGAGGACGAUGCGAAACCGAGAAUGGUGGCUCCCGGAGUGUGUUUCGCAAUUGGCAGGGACUCUACACCUUGUCCAUGCAACUGG